Pectinophora gossypiella (pink bollworm) is the source of this 4834-nucleotide messenger RNA. RefSeq names its product sialin (gene MFS10). The transcript has 11 exons. Gene Ontology annotation, biological process: monoatomic anion transport; transmembrane transport. NCBI's taxonomy places the organism in Eukaryota, Metazoa, Arthropoda, Insecta, Lepidoptera, Gelechiidae. The record is from RefSeq and is a predicted model, not a curated record. Bases 48 to 1595 code for a protein of 515 amino acids. Gene Ontology annotation, molecular function: transmembrane transporter activity.
AUGGUGCUCGUGUAAGUGGAACGAGGAAUGGUGCUUUUGUAGUGACCAUGUCGUCGGAAGAAAGUCCUAUUAUCAAUGCUGACAUAGAAAAUGAUGUCACGAGCGACAGACGGACCCUGGUGGAGACAGAAAGGGUGGAAGAAACAACAGGAUGGAUCAAGAGUCGGACAGUUCUCGGCAUCAUGGGGUUCCUGGGCUUCGCAAAUGUAUACGCUAUGCGGGUCAACCUCUCUGUAGCUAUUGUUGCUAUGAUCAACCAGACGACAACACCUAUGUCAAAUGACACGUCUGACGUCUGCCCUGUGGUUACUCCUGCUAACAGCACAGUACCUGAAAAACCAGGGGAAUUUGAUUGGACUGCAGAGCAACAAAGUAUAAUAUUAGGUUCAUUUUUCUAUGGAUAUGUACUGACACAGAUCCCUGGAGGAAGGAUAGCUGAAUUAUUUGGUGGUAAACUUGUAUAUGGAGUGGGAGUACUACUAACAGCGUUGUUUACUAUACUUAGUCCAAUUGCGGCGUAUGUGGAUUUUAAGUUCUUCAUCGCCGUACGAGCUCUGGAGGGGUUAGGCGAGGGAGUGACGUAUCCAGCCAUGCACGCCAUGCUAGCUAAAUGGAUUCCCCCGAUGGAAAGGUCGCAAUUUGCAGCUUAUGUUUAUGCCGGGUCAAACAUAGGCACAGUAAUAUCGCUCCCAGUGUCUGGGUGGCUGUGCACGCUGGACUGGGGCGGAGGCUGGCCCCUCUGCUUCUACCUCUUUGGAGGCCUGGGCGUGGUGUGGUUCGUCGCGUGGAUGUUCCUCGUCUACGACGCACCCGAGAAACACCCCCGGAUAUGCCCGAAGGAGGUUGAAUAUAUCACCUGGUCUAUGGGGCCUCAGCAGGAGGACAAGUCAUCAGUGCCGUCGAUCCCGUGGUCUAAGUUCCUGACGUGUGUACCGCUGUGGGCCAUCCUGAUCGCGCAGUGCGGCCAGUCGUGGCUGUUCUACACUCAGCUCACUGAGCUGCCCAACUACAUGGCCAAUAUACUGCACUUCGAUAUCGUUUCCAACGCAAAAUACUCAGCGUUGCCGUACCUAGCGGCGUGGAUCGGAGGCAUUGUGAUCAGUAUAUUCGCUGACAAACUGCUGGAGCGUGGCUGGAUCACGCGCAUCAACAGCAUGAAGCUGUGGAACACAGUCGCUGCAUUCAUCCCAGCGCUGGGCUUGCUGGGCAUCGCGUGGGUGGGCUGUGACCGCUUGACCGCCAUGAUUCUGCUCAACUUUACCUCCGUCUUCGGCGGCGCGGCUUAUUCCGGCAACCAGAUGAACCACAUAGACUUGUCGCCGCAGUUCGCGGGCACUAUGUACGGGAUAACGAAUGCCGCGAGCAACAUCUGCGGGUUCAUGGCGCCGUACGUCACCGGACUCAUACUUAGCUCCACACAGCAAACACUGGGCCAGUGGCGUGAGAUAUUCUACUUGGCAGCGGCCAUCGACCUCGGAGCUAACCUCUUCUACUUAUUCUUCGCUAGUGCUGAGGAGCAGGACUGGUCGCGUCCAGAUGACGACGACAUGACAGCAGAGGCCCCGGUGGAGAGUAUCAUGUACACGGAGUCAUAGGACGAUACAAUCGACGACACAAGUGUAUAGUCGCUCGGACAAGUGGUGCUUGUUACAAUAAUGGUGCGAAGCAGGAAUGGCCAAAGAUUUGUAGAGUUUUGUACGCGAGUGAGUAUUCUAUUAAAUUUGAUUGCGUUUUGUAUGGGAUGAAGUGUUGGUGAAAUAUAAAUGUUGAUAACUUUGCAAAACUGUUUUGGAAGUCUUAAGGUCAAAUCGACUAGUAAAAUAUCAUUCAAAUAUUGGCUUUUACUAUGGCCUUUCGAUAUAGUAUAAAUUGACAACAUAAAUUAGCAGACAGCUCGGUAGUUGACCGCCAGCGGUUGUUUUAAUUUAGGGCGGUGUUGGAGCAGAGUCGUGUAAGUGUGCUAUGACAUUCAGAUUUCGAAUUGCUUCUUUUUUUUAAUUUUAUGAAGCGUAUUGAAGUAGUAUAACAUUCUGAACGCGAUCCUACAAGUUUGCAUUGCUUGUAUAAAAACAACUACGUACAAGAAAUUGAUUCUUCUAUUUAGAACGAGUAGGAACGGCUUUCGGACAUCAUAAAAGCAAAUAUACUAAUUGCAUACAUAUAAUACAGGGUGUUAGUGAUAUCGCACCGAAAACUUUGAGGGAUCAUUCAGACUGACCGCCAAAUAAUGAUGCUGUUUUUGCGACGGAAAAUUCCACUUGAUAUUUUCCCUCAGUAUUGGUUACGAUGUUUUACUAACAUCCUGUAUACUGAUAGAAUGAAUUGUGUAUUUGGCAAAGUUCAUUAACAUUUUUAUGUCAUCAACAUUGCAAGGACUGUUAGAAUUGUUAUUAUAAGGCUCGUGCUAUACAAACGGAAUUGUGAAGUGACAAGACAAUUAUUAGGCCCAAUAUAAUUAAGUAAAAUAAAGAUCUUCCAGAAAUACAAUAAAAUUGUUUACAUUUUCAUAACUACGCGAUGUUGUUAGACUCGUUCUUAGCAACUUCCUACUAUCUGUUGGUAUAUGAAUAUUAUAAUAAAUUAUCAUCAUAAUUUAAGAGAUAUAAAAUACUUUUUGUAACUGUUCUACUUAAAAUACCAAACACCCAAGACAAGGAUUAGAAUCGAAUAACGUAAGUUAUUCCAAAUGAAAAUUUUCGUCGACAGAUACAAAUGUCAAUAAUGGUCACGAGAGACAAAUCAAGCCAAGUGUUACUUAUGUGAAAUGUAUAUCAUAUAUUUUAUCUUAUGUAGAAAACGUAAAGGCAUUUUCUUUUUUUUUAUUUCGGCUAGGGCUCUAAACCACUGAAUUCGACUUUAUGGGUUUAGAUUAUAGAUUUGUACCUGGUUAAUGGGAAUAGGCUCGCCCCCUAUUGCUGCAAAUAGUAUUGCAUGGGACUUAAACAUAGCAUGGCGAUGAGUGGGUGUAUAACGGGUGUCAGUGACAUCGUAACGAAUACUGAGGGGUAUGAUUCAGACCAUUAUUCUGAGUUGGUGUCAAGUGGAAUUCGGAAAAGUCACGAAAAUUUUAGUGUUUUUUAAAUUAUUUUCAGUUCCAUAUUUUUGCGACAGAAUAUUCCACUUGAUAACUACACAGAAAUUCACAGAAUCAUAGUCUGGAUCAUCCCUCAAAGUUUUCGUUACGAUGUCACUAACGCCUUGUAUACUAUAUACCUCUGUCUACCCCUUCAGGGGUUCAAGCGUGAUGUUAUAUUAUGUCACUUUUAUCUUCAACUUUGUUAUCAGUAAAGGUCCCAGACUUCUCUAAGUUCUAAAACUGCAAAUUACAGAAAGUUCAUCCUGCACUGAACUGUUACUAAAAGCCUUUUUUCUCUCCGUACUAAAACGUGUGAUUGAUGCAGUCUGCAGUUGCGCAUAUAAUGUACAAUGGCCCCGAUUCCUGCAGACACAUCCUAAUUUUAUUUUAAGCUAUACCUGUCAUUUUCUUAUCCACCAAAAAGGAAAGGGACGGAUGAUUGACAACUUUUAUUUUAAAAUGAAUGAAUUACCCGGGCAAAUAAAUAGGUAUCUCGCUCAUAUGCAACCCGUUUGACGUGUGAUGUUAACUUAAUUCUGUCGGCUUAUUGGUCAAUAUAAAAUUUUGGAAGGGCUUUUUAAAUUUCUGCGUAAAAUUGACGUGUGUUCCGUAAAUUUUAUGCUUGUCGAUUACCCGUCCCUUUCUUUUUCAGCGGAUAAGAAAAUGACAGGUAUAACUUAUAUAAUAAGGUUAGAUGCUGUGUACAGAAAUCAGCACCACUGCUUAGAUAAAUAUACAUACUGUAACUAAAAUUGAAGGACUGUGAUUAAAUUAGAUUAAAAUACCUAGUUAUUUCGAUGUUAAAUGUUAGCAGUAUUUAACAUUUGUAUACAAUACUAGGGCAUUGAGUAAUGGAAUAGGUACCUAGGAAUUAUUUUGAUUUGAUAAUAAUCAUUACAGAAAAUUAUUUAUAUUAUACCUAGGUACUUGUAUGUGUUAUACAACACGCUCGUGUGUCAUAAAUAAAAAAAUGUCAUACACAUUUUCGCUUCGUAAAAUAAUGGCUGGUUUGAAGUAAAAUAUUUUCUGAAUUCAAUAAAUAAACUAAUAAAUCGUCUUUUUUCUUAGUAAACUAAAAAGGUUUAUAACAUUGUUCAUUUUAAUGUAAUAUUAUACACAGCUGGCGAGGAAUAGGUGUAUAUUAUACACUUCUGCUUACCCCUUCGCGGAUACAGGCGUGAUGCUUUGUUCUUCGUAUCAAAGUGAAAGUGAGAACAAUAGUGUUUUGUUGGCUUUAUAUAUUUUUUUAAGUAAUAAUGUCCUUCGAUUAAUUGGGGAAGCCUUUGCCCACUUGUGGGUUGAUUAUAAAUAACUUAUUGCGUACAAAGUAGCUCUCAAAAUAAUUUAAAACCAUUCCAAUGAUAUUUAAUUUAUGAAUUUGUUAAUAAAGUAACAGAAACCAGUAUUCAAUUGAUAUGUGAUCACUUGUUGCAAGCUAUGAAAAUAUUUUAUCGAUGUUUAUUUACUUAUUUAAUUUUAGUGCAUGCAUAAAUCGAAAUUGCGUUCGUUGAGAAUCUCUUCGUUUUAUCUGUAUCAAAUCGUGUAUAAAUAAUACACAAAGGUUACAUAAGGUUUUGUAACUAUAAUUCAAUGUGAUCAUUUCCAAAUGACAAUCUAAUACUUAAUGCAAACAUUCUCAUAAUACUAUUGUACUGUAACAUUGCAAAAGUUGUACCUAUCUUUACAUUUAUAAGUAACUAUACUUAUGUUAAUAUAAGGUGUAUUUUUGUAGCAACAAAAUAAAUUUUUAUGCGAGAA